Messenger RNA from Daucus carota subsp. sativus, 781 nucleotides. RefSeq lists its product as uncharacterized. The transcript has 3 exons. NCBI's taxonomy places the organism in Eukaryota, Viridiplantae, Streptophyta, Magnoliopsida, Apiales, Apiaceae. Bases 222 to 467 code for a protein of 81 amino acids. The record is from RefSeq and is a predicted model, not a curated record.
GCAUCAUGCUUAUUUUUCUUAAAUACAUACGUAAAUCAACAAAUCCAUCUAGACUACAAAAACAAAUUUCCCUGACAACAAGUAAAUAAAAUAAUUUUCAAAUUAAAUAAAAAAUUAAAAAAAAUAUUUAUUUUAUUACAAAAAUUCAAGGUAGGUCAGUAUACCAGGUAUACAAAUUUCACACUGUACACUCCCCAAAAAAAAAAUUCAAGAGUAAAAAGAUGCCGGCGACUGCAACGAUGAUCGGAGCUCUCCUGGGUUUAAGCACCCAGAUUUACUCUAAUGCCCUCCGCAAGCUCCCCUUGAUGCGCCAUCCGUGGGAGCAUGUGUUGGGGAUGGGUCUGGGAGUGGUGGCGAUUAAUCAGCUUGUCAAGUGGGAGGUCAAGCUUGAUCAAGAUCUCGAUAAGUUGCUGGAAAAGUCUAAGGCUGCAAAUGAACGCCGUUAUUUUGAUGAAGACGAAGAUUAGCUAUGGUAGCUUGGAAUGAAUAAAGUUCAAAUUCUGGCGAUGGGCAUUCACUUUCCCAACAGUGUUGGCUUGUACUGUGAAGCUUUAGACAUUUCUGUUAUUUCUCUGCUUUAAUUGUUCGUCUGUAUUUCUGAUUUAGCUCUGUGUUUAUACUUUAUAGGGCUGAUUCAGAUAUAAUUUUCUUCACUCAAAAGUUGAGAUAUAUUAAUGUUGAGAAAUUGCUCUAGUUUCUUUACGAAUGGAUCGAAUUAAUAAUAGCUUCGUAUUGGCCUUGCUGGAAGCACGGUAUUUUAUGACAGCAAUUGUUUGUGCCA